This is a messenger RNA of Spodoptera exigua (beet armyworm), 420 nucleotides long. NCBI's taxonomy places the organism in Eukaryota, Metazoa, Arthropoda, Insecta, Lepidoptera, Noctuidae. The record is from the annotation of a GenBank genome assembly.
AUGAAUGAAAAAGCCAUAACAGAAAAGGAAUUGUUGACAGCAAUUAAAGAUCUUUUGAAGAAGAAUGGUUAUUUAAAUAAAAUAAAUGCUGAGGUUCGGGCUCAAGUAACAGAACUCCUACAGCGUCAGCAGACGGCUGGUGCUGAGACAACACCCCCAACUCCUUCAGAGGAAGUGCUUCUAGUCAACGAGCUGGUGAGAGAGUAUUUGGAAUGGAACGGUUACUUGUAUACCGCAUCUGUACUGGUUUCUGAAGCUGCUAUGCCAAAGGAUAAGAAGUCUAGGACAGAGCUAUGUACAGAGGUGGGAGUAAGGGAUGAUGAGAAGUCGUCAGCUUUACCUCUACUAUCUAACAUAGUAGCAGCGUACACGGAGAGAAUUAAAAGGAAGAUUAAUAAGAUAAAAAGAGACGCGUGUUGA